AUGGAGCGCGAGGGCCUGGAUCGCCGGAACGCCAUGGGGGCGCGCUUCGUCGACGAGGUCGCGCGCGAGACCCUGCCGGAGUACAUGCAGAUCCGCGAUAUGACGAAGCUGGGCAAGAAGGGGCGCACCCGCUACAAGGAUUUGAGGUCCGAGGACACGGGCCGUUUUGGAGAUGGCGUCAGCAAUCGGUUUGGCCGGCGCACUGAGGCGCCGCUGGGGGUCACCGACGAACGCUACAUGCCGGACGAGCGGCCGAGGGGUCCGACAGGGGCGAAUGCUUCGGCC
Molecule: messenger RNA, 285 nt
Organism: Aspergillus saccharolyticus JOP 1030-1
Lineage: Eukaryota; Fungi; Ascomycota; Eurotiomycetes; Eurotiales; Aspergillaceae
Product: microfibril-associated protein
Exons: 1
Biological process (GO): mRNA splicing, via spliceosome
Cellular component (GO): U2-type spliceosomal complex
Molecular function (GO): RNA binding
Source: RefSeq, a predicted model, not a curated record